AAAUCCUUAACUGUUUUCUUGUGUGGUAAGUUUUCAUAUCAAAUUUUGAUACAGAGAGAGAGAGAGAGAAGAAAUGGCGACGUCGGACUCUGAAGGACAAGUGAUUGGUUGCCACACCGUUGAAGCCUGGAGCGAGCAGCUUCAGAAGGGAAAUGAUAGCAAGAAGCUGAUAGUUGUGGAUUUCACUGCUUCCUGGUGCGGACCCUGUCGUUUCAUUGCUCCAUUUUUCGCCGAGUUGGCUAAGAAAUUGCCUAACGUGACAUUCUUGAAGGUGGACGUGGAUGAGUUGAAGACGGUUGCUAGUGACUGGGCAGUGGAGGCAAUGCCAACCUUCAUUUUCCUCAAAGAAGGGAAAAUCUUGGACAGGGUUGUUGGAGCGAAGAAAGAAGAGCUGCAGCAGACUCUUGCUAAGCACAUGGGCUCAGUUACUGCCUAGAAAUAUCUUAUGUCAAAGAGAUUAUAGUCCUUAAUAUGCUAUUAUUUAGUGGGCUCAGUUAGACCAAAGUAUUUAUUAUACCUCUUGCCCCACCAACUACAUGUUGACUAUUAAUUUCAUAAAUAAAAUGCUUACUUUGGUGGCUAUGCA
Molecule: messenger RNA, 586 nt
Organism: Sesamum indicum (sesame)
Lineage: Eukaryota; Viridiplantae; Streptophyta; Magnoliopsida; Lamiales; Pedaliaceae
Gene: TRX1
Product: thioredoxin H-type 1
Source: RefSeq, a predicted model, not a curated record